Durio zibethinus is the source of this 2816-nucleotide messenger RNA. RefSeq names its product protein trichome birefringence-like. Gene Ontology annotation, cellular component: Golgi apparatus. NCBI's taxonomy places the organism in Eukaryota, Viridiplantae, Streptophyta, Magnoliopsida, Malvales, Malvaceae. The record is from RefSeq and is a predicted model, not a curated record. Gene Ontology annotation, molecular function: O-acetyltransferase activity.
ACCGAUCCCUUACUCUUCAACCAUUUAUUUUGCUUAUUUUCCCGUUUUAUUAAGCUCUCUUCUGUUUCUCACAGGUCAUAAGAGUCCUCUCAGCACUCGCAUCUUUCUUUUUUCUGUGCAGUCUGAAGUAACAUUCACUUGAGGCUCAUUAAGCUGCCACACAAACAACAUUUUCUCUUCACUUUCCCAUCUGAUAUACUUCCGUUUCGGAGUUUCCAGAGUAGAGACUCGAAGGAUUAGGCUUUGUCUUCAAUGGCGGAUAUCGCAAAGUACAUGCCUAUCAAUGGAGGAACAGCUGUCACUACAGACUUUAAGAAUCUGUCUUCAAUCAUCAAAACAAGAAGAGCAGUGACUUUCUUCAUGUUUGCCUUUGUUGGUUUCACUGUUUUUUUAGCAUUUAGCCCUUCUUCAAACUCUUCCCCGUGGGUUACCAACAUAUUUUCAGCAAGUUCCACCACUGCUGACCCUUAUAGAUCUCAAUUCUCUUCCCUCUUCGAUUACUUCUUUUCCAACACUUCUUCUCCAAUACAAAAACAAGAAGGCCUUAACUUUACUUCCUCUGCUUCUUCUUCUUCUAAUAAUACCAGAUCUAAUAACCCUGCACCUCAAUUAUCCAACCCAAAGGAAGGGCUACUUUCUGAAAAAAGCACCAACAAAACCCAAUCUUUCAACAGAAAUAAACGACUUCCCAGUUCAAGAAACUCAACUUUCCAGUCUUCCAACACAAGUAUAAUCAACACCCAAAGUUCGGCUUUGCAUGCAAAUCAGACCACAGUUUCUCCCAGUGUGAAUAAAAAUCCGCCUAUUACAAGCAACCAGGGUGAAAAGAAAGAGAAUUCUGAUAAAGCUCAAGUUUUGAUGGCCAAUCAGACUACAAUUGUCCCUGAAAAAUCUCCCGUGGUAGCUAAUCAGAGCACAAAUUCUCCAGCUAAAUCUGAUUCUUCCAACAAGGUAAGUUCCGGGAGCGGAGAGAAAAGUGUACCGCAAAAAAGAGUGGUAUCAAACCACACAGCUUCCCUGGCGAAGAACCAGGGGAACGGGAAAAACCAGGGCAAUAGAAGUGGUUCAGGGCUGUCAGCUAAUCAGGGGAUCGAGAAUUUGGUUGAGUCUUUGAUGAAUUGCGAUUUGUAUGAUGGAGGAUGGGUGAAGGAUAAUUCCUAUCCGCUUUAUAAACCGGGGUCUUGUUUGUUUAUUGAUGAGCAGUUUAGUUGUAUUACCAAUGGAAGGCCUGAUAAAGAUUAUCAGAAAUUGAAAUGGAAGCCUAAAGGCUGCACUUUGCCAAGAUUGAAUGGUGGUCACACGUUAAAGUUAUUGAGGGGGAAGCGGCUUGUUUUUGUUGGCGACUCCUUAAAUAGGAAUAUGUGGGAAUCUCUAGUUUGCAUCCUGAGAGGUGCUGCAAAAAAUCCAGAAAAUGUUUUUGAAGCCCAUGGAAGACACUAUUUUCGAGGGGAAGCUUCCUACUCUUUCAUAUUCAAAGAUUAUAACUGCACUAUAGAGUUCUUCGUAUCUCCAUUCUUGGUCCGAGAAUGGGAAAUGCCAGACAAAAAUGGAACAAAGGAGACACUUAGGCUUGAUCUUGUUGGAAGAUCUUCUGAUCAAUAUAAAUCUGCAGAUAUCCUCAUCUUCAACACAGGGCAUUGGUGGACUCAUGAGAAAACUUCCAAAGGGAAAGAUUAUUACCAAGAAGGUAGUCAUGUUUACUAUGAAUUGAAUGUUCUCGAGGCCUUUCGGAAAGCUUUGACAACAUGGGCUAGAUGGAUUGAUGCCAAUGUAAAUCCUAUGAAGACUAUGGUGUUCUUCAGGGGUUAUUCUGCUUCCCAUUUCAGUGGCGGGCAGUGGAAUUCAGGAGGAGCAUGUGAUAGUGAAACUGAGCCAAUCAGGAAUGAGGCAUUUCUAACGCCAUAUCCACCAAAGAUGUUGAUCUUAGAAUCGGUGCUGAAGAGGAUGAAAACGCAUGUCACUUACCUAAAUAUUACCAGAUUUACUGAUUUCCGAAAGGAUGGUCACCCGUCAAUCUACCGGAUGCAACAUAUGUCGGAGGAGGAAAAAAUCGCACCUCUAAAAUACCAGGACUGCAGCCAUUGGUGCCUUCCUGGUGUUCCAGAUUCGUGGAAUGAGCUUCUGUAUGCUGAGCUCCUUGUAAAAGAAAACAAGAUGCGGCAACAUCAAAGGAGAGCUAGGUAAAAUAAAUCAUACAAACUUAGAUUUGUUUGAGUCGAAUCAUACAUAGGCUGUACAAAUUUUUCUUUCAUUUUGAAACUGUAGAAACAAAAAUAAUAAUAAAAAAACGAUAAGAUCAAAUGGAGUGUUUUCUAUUUUUUGUCCCUACUUAUAAAUUAUGGGAGUUAGAUGAUAGUAAAAUCGAGCCGACAAUUCUUGGAGAAAUCAAUCUCUGCUGUAAUAAUUUUUCUCUGUUUAUAUAAUAGACAACAGCGAGAAUUGUUUUGGUUGGUGAGUUUUGGAUACGGAAACUGUGUGCUUCCCUUACCAACCAAUGAUUUUUCUAGCCUCAAAUCUACUUUGAGGGUUGUUAAUAUUCCUUAUAAUUUAGUAGUUUCUUUAAUUUAAAAAUAAAAAAAUAUAUACAGUGGUUGGUUCUCUUUCAAUAUAUAACCUUACAUGUUUUUCUCUCAUCUAUUCCCUCUUUUUAGUAAUCUGUUUCUAAAAUCUGAUCAUAGUAAAUCAAUUUAACUAGACACAAUAGUUCAAGAUUUAGUCUUACUAUUAUUGUCUCUCUCCAAAAUCUUUUCAAACACGGGAUUGAUUGGUCAUUGUUUCAAGAUAAGAGAAAGGGUCAAUUGUUGAGAUUUGAUUAA